ACUGGCGGGACUUCUUCACAACGUAGUGGAACGGGAGCUGCUUAUAGAGCUUAAAAAGUCGUUUUUACACGGAACCUUUUGAUAAAAUUCUAACAACAUGAUGGCCACAAACGGAAAGGAAGCUAGUGGAGUGAGAGAUGACGUGUCGUCUUCAAACGGCUGCAGAAAAGAUUUUACUACGACAAACUUAGCUCUGGUAAACGGAGCAGCAACGAAAGCUUCGAUCCACUCCAUGCUGCAGAAUGGUGGAACAGUACAUCCAGAGAGGUUCACCUUCAGCCCCGAGCCCACCAUUGAGGAUAUUCGGCGGAUGCAAGCAGAGUUCACGGAUGAGCGGAAUUGGAACCAGUUCCACCAGCCCCGCAACCUGCUUCUAGCCAUGGUGGGGGAGGUCGGCGAAGUUUCGGAGCUUUUCCAGUGGCGGGGAGAGGUGGCCGAGGGCUUGCCUGAUUGGACCGAGUCGGAGCGGGAGCAACUCGCGCACGAACUCAGCGAUGUGUUGAUCUACUUGGUGGAACUCGCCGAGAAGUGUCGCGUCGACCUUCCGCAAGCGGUGAUUCGUAAAAUGGCCCUAAACCGAAUGAAGUACCCCGCCAGCAAGGUGCGCGGAUCGGCCAAAAAGUACACGGAGUACAAGGACUGAGUUUGGCUCUUAAGAUGACUAUCUGGUUUCAACCAUUGCAUGUUGGUUGCAAUAACUGCUGGAGCUGCUGUUUACUCAAGUUAAAAAAAAA
Monopterus albus (swamp eel) is the source of this 734-nucleotide messenger RNA. It is a transcript of the gene dctpp1, whose product is annotated as dCTP pyrophosphatase 1. The coding region runs from base 98 to 643 and encodes 181 amino acids. Gene Ontology annotation, biological process: DNA protection; dCTP catabolic process. Gene Ontology annotation, cellular component: cytosol. Lineage: Eukaryota; Metazoa; Chordata; Actinopteri; Synbranchiformes; Synbranchidae. The transcript has a single exon. Gene Ontology annotation, molecular function: dCTP diphosphatase activity. The record is from RefSeq and is a predicted model, not a curated record.